UUUCUCCGUUGGUACCACAGAGAGAGAGAGAGAGGGAGAUGGAAGCGCCAUCAGUGACUCCAAUGAUCUUGUGGAACGAAAGCCAACAGAAGUUUGAGACAGAGGACAAGAAGGCUUACCUACAAUACGAACUUAGGAAUGGUGGGAAAGUGAUGGACAUCGUUCACACUUUUGUUCCGUCUAGCAAAAGAGGACUAGGUCUGGCCUCUCAUCUCUGCGUUUCAGCCUUCAAUCACGCGAAAGCCAACUCCAUGUCCGUAAUUCCGACUUGCUCUUAUGUCUCUGACACAUUUCUUCCUCGGAAUCCUUCAUUGAAUUCUGUUGUACAAACAAAGGAUAUAUUAUGAAUCUUUUGGUCGAUUAUCCAGAACGAAUAUGGACCUGCAGACUGUUGUAAUCAUAGCUGGAAGCUU
This is a messenger RNA of Telopea speciosissima, 413 nucleotides long. RefSeq names its product acetyltransferase At1g77540-like. NCBI's taxonomy places the organism in Eukaryota, Viridiplantae, Streptophyta, Magnoliopsida, Proteales, Proteaceae. The coding region runs from base 39 to 347 and encodes 102 amino acids. The record is from RefSeq and is a predicted model, not a curated record. The transcript is spliced from 2 exons.